Messenger RNA from Cyprinus carpio (common carp), 770 nucleotides. It is a transcript of the gene mcph1, whose product is annotated as microcephalin-like. The record is from RefSeq and is a predicted model, not a curated record. The transcript is spliced from 8 exons. Gene Ontology annotation, biological process: mitotic cell cycle. NCBI's taxonomy places the organism in Eukaryota, Metazoa, Chordata, Actinopteri, Cypriniformes, Cyprinidae. The coding region runs from base 66 to 770 and encodes 234 amino acids.
CGAAUGGUCAAAUAAACAGUGUAUCAACUGCACGAUUUUUAGAAGGAGACCUUUUAGGAUCAAUCAUGACAGGAAAAAACACUUCCACUGAUUUUCUCAAAGAUGUAGUGGCAUAUGUUGAUGUGUGGUCUGCCAGCAGAAUGGAGGAUUAUUCUGAUCCGUUCAUGCAGCAGCUGCAGGACAUGGGUGCAGAGGUAUCUAAGACACUCAACAAACAAGUGACCCACGUAGUCUUCAAACAUGGCCGGCCGUCCACAUGGAAGAAAGCCCAGAAAAUGGGUGUGAGGAUUGUUUCAGUCCACUGGGUAGCAAGAUGCAAAGAGAGUAAUGGACGUGUAGAUGAAAAUCUUUUUCCUGCUCAAAAUGAAGAGUCCAAACUUCAUCUAAAUAAAAGAACACACCGUUGCAUGCAACCUAGAGAUAUUCCUAUAAAGACCCCUGAGAAUGACCGGCGGCUGAAGAAAAAAUUGGACAAGAUGAUGGAAGGCCUGAUCUGCUCAUCCCCCGUUGUUUCCGACACAUCACCAUUCGUUAUUGAUGAGGAAAAUGGAGUAGUGUACAGUCCCUCUUUAAAACGCUCUGACAGCAUGGCUCAGCGACUGAGAGAAAUGAGAGCUCAACGAGAACAUCUCUCACCCACUGCCUCACAGAUGCUGGAUAGUGCCUCAGGAUGUAAUUCACCUAGACCACCUCAUGGGGCUUCACCAACUCUGUCUUUCUCACAAACACUAGGUUUGGGAAAACAAAAGUCUUUUUUUGUAGUAGAAUAA